Messenger RNA from Terrapene triunguis (Three-toed box turtle), 563 nucleotides. RefSeq names its product scale keratin-like. Bases 1 to 504 code for a protein of 167 amino acids. The transcript has a single exon. Gene Ontology annotation, cellular component: intermediate filament. Gene Ontology annotation, molecular function: structural constituent of cytoskeleton. Lineage: Eukaryota; Metazoa; Chordata; Testudines; Emydidae. The record is from RefSeq and is a predicted model, not a curated record.
AUGUCUUACUGCCCACCCCAGGACUGUAUUCCCGAUAUAUGCCCACGCCCAUAUAUUGACGUCCGCAACGAGCCGUGUAUCUCAUCAUGCGGAGAUUCAACUGCAGUGGUCUAUGCACCACCAGUUGUUGUGAGAUUCCCAGGACCAACUAUGGCUACUUGUCCUCAAGACAGCUUCGUAGGAACCUCCUUACCAAAUAUGCCAAUUAGAGCUGGGGGCUCAUAUGGUUCCGGUGGAGGUUUCAGUGGCUCAAUCACUUCUGGGGGUAGUUACAGUGGUGGUUUUGGAGGAGGUUACAGUGGUGGCUAUGGGGGAGGUAACAGUGUUGUUUAUGGGGGUGGAGCCGGGGGUGGUUAUGGCGGAGGAGCUGGGGGUGGUUAUGGGGCUGGUUAUGGAGGCUCAUACGGUUGUGGGGGCUCACGUGGUUAUAUCAGGAAGUCAUAUCGUAGCAUUUCUGGGGGAGGAUAUUCUGGAUUCAACCGUGGAAACUGUGGGCCAUGUUAAACCCAGAAAUACCAUCCAUGGAAUGAGGAACAAUCAGGGAAUGACAAGAUAGAGAUUUA